AUGACACUAAUCAAUGACUUGCGUAGGUUUGUUUGGAUAGCUAAAAGAAAUACUCGUUCACCUGCUGAUGGCUUAUCUCAUGACGAAUCUGCUGCCAUUCAUCUCUACACAAUGGAAUGGACGCCAUCUGGCAAUAGUCUCUAUGCGAUACUCAAUCGUACGCUUCGUGCUUCCAAUCGAUCUCAAUUGACGAUGAAACCAUGGUUCAAAUAUCUUAAAUUAUUUCUAACUGCAUUAGCAAAACUACCUGCAUUGUCUUCUUCUUCACAGUCGCGGAUUGUUUGGCGUGGAGUGAAACUGAACAUUAGUGAACUAUAUGUAAAAGACUCUUAUAUUACCUGGUGGUCAUUUUCUUCAUGCACAAAAUCACUUAGUCUACUUGAAUCAAAUAUGUAUUUGGGUCAAACAGGUGAUCGAACAAUAUUCAAUAUUGAAACGAUCAAUGGGAAAGAUAUUAGUUCACGUUCAUAUUUCAGUCAAGAAGGCGAAGUACUAUUGAUGCCUGGAACCUAUAUGACAGUGGUAUCGAAACUCAAGCCAGCACCUAAUCUUUAUAUGAUUCAAUUGAAAGAAAUAGUACCUCCUUCACCACUUCUCGAGCCGCCAUUCUAUGGUAAAGCCAAUCAUUUUUCACAUUUAGCCAUUCUCUUUCUUUUUUAG
Messenger RNA from Rotaria sp. Silwood2, 660 nucleotides. The record is from the annotation of a GenBank genome assembly. Lineage: Eukaryota; Metazoa; Rotifera; Eurotatoria; Philodinida; Philodinidae.